GCGACCUCCGCCCGUCCCCUUCGCUCGCCCUGCCACCGCCUUGGCGGGAUGUCCGCGCACAGGAGAGAGCCCGGCACGGCGGCGGCGGGCGGACAAGCGGCUGUAAACAAGCGGAAAGAAGGAAGAACGGUGCCAUCUCGUUACCUGCAGUACAAGAAGAACAUCCAGAAGGAUGCUUCAGCAAGUUCCCCUUCGUUGUGUGCUGCCCCACCGCCUUCUGGAGCUAAACGAAAAUCAGUUCUUUCUCAGAAACAUGAAACUUCUCUUGGUGCUGGCCAUAGCUUAAGUCAGAGUAUCUUAGAGAAAGGGGAUUUGCAGUCCACCUUAUUAGAUGAAGAAAAAACCAGAAGACCGGACCUCGAUCUCUCAGCUAUCAAUGAUAAAGCUGUCCCCAAGAAGAGUGAUUGUUCAGAAUCUGCUGAAGAAGGAGAUGCAGUGACACAGAAAGCCCCAGCAGCAAAGGAAACUCAGAAGGAAAAUGAUUUAAUGGAAGAGCUGGAAUCUGAGACACUACUUUUAACUUACUUAAGAAUAAAGGCAGGAGAAAAUCUUGCCAAGCUGGAGGAGAAAGCAGAAAAAAACUUGAUGAUGUUGUGUGAAGAAAAGCAGAGACAACAGGAGAAGCUCUUGGAGUUGAAACGUGAAAUUCUGCUCACAGAGAGAGAGCAGAAGCUCAGUGAAGCAUUAGACAAACAGAUUGAAGUGCUGUCUCCCCUCGUUCCUGUCUGUGAACAGUUUCAAGAGCAAUAUAAAAACUUUGCAGCUUCCCUGGACGCCACUAGACAUGAAUUACCCAUAAAGAACAUCCACAUAGGAGGAGAUAAGCGAGAGUACCUUGAUGAACUGGGAAAGCAAUUAAAGAUCACACAGGAGCUUCUGACAGAAAUUACACCGAGCUACUCAGCAGACUGUGCAAAAACACUUUCUGCACUGAAAGAGCUUAAAGAAAUGGCUCAGAAACUGGAUAAGGAGCUUCAAAGGAGCUUCAGAGAAGUGCAGAACCUGUCGUUUAAAGUCAGUAAAGAAGUUUCUCUGCAUAACCAAAGUGUGUGUGAAGAGCAGCAUGGGCUGGAUGUUGUGAAACACUGGUAUUUCAACUAAGCUUCUGGAUAGUUUUACUGCUGGGUAGGUACUCACUCAAUGCCAGUGGGCUUGCUGUCCUUUUGCUUCUUGGAUGAACAUACAGCUUGCCCAGUUUUUCAGUUAUAUGGGGAUGUGAAACCAGCAGCACUGACACAGAAAAUGGACUAUUGUUCUGCCUGCUGUCCCACCAGGACACAUCACAGCUACCUUUUAACGGGGAUUCCUGGGACAGCCUUUUCAUCACUUUCUGCCUUGACAAUACUGCAAAGUAAAUAAUAAGAAACAAUAAGUAAAUAAUAUUGCUGGUGUUGCCUAAAAGACUGUGGAGAAAAAGACUCCAGGCCAGCUUAGUGCAUAAGAUAAAAUAAAGAGAGCAGGUCCUUUAAUCUCAGGCCUGGGGCCCAGGGAAUGCACACCUGGCACACCCCCUCAGGCAGUGGUUCUGUGGUUUUAUAACAAGGUCCAUCCAAUCCCAGUCCUGUCCACCCCCAGUUCUACCCCCGACACCCCCCUUUGGGAAUCAGAUCUGGGGGGCGUUUGGGACCUCUUUUUCCUCAUCUUCAUCUUCUUCAAAGCACUUGCAGUCCUUGGAGUUCCUCCAGAGUCCUGAGCUUGAAGGUUGCUGUGUCUGAUUUCUCCUGCUCCAGGCCUUAGGAUGUUUGUCUGCAACUCUGCCUUGAAAAGAGGACUAAACGUGCUAAGGGAAUUUUAGAGGGAUUGAUGUGAAAUGGGAUGAGAGGGUGGGUUAUGUGUAAACAUGAUGAUGCUGCAGGGGAAGGGCUGUAAUACAGUUCCAUUAAAAUCUACAUUCACUACACCUCUCCCCAACACCCUGGCCCCCUUGGCUGACACUGUGCAGCUGUUUGGAGAAGCCACAGCCCUUUGCUGGUUCCUCAGGCUCUGGGACAGUGCCCCCAGAGCAACGUUCAGCUGCUGAUAUGUGAACAGUUCAAAAGGCUUCAUUAGGUCUGGUGGUGCCAAUGCUCUUUAAGGACUUCAAUUCUUUUUAAUAAUAAAGGCUAUUUUCCGC
Myiozetetes cayanensis is the source of this 2113-nucleotide messenger RNA. It is a transcript of the gene HAUS8, whose product is annotated as HAUS augmin like complex subunit 8. The record is from RefSeq and is a predicted model, not a curated record. Lineage: Eukaryota; Metazoa; Chordata; Aves; Passeriformes; Tyrannidae. Bases 49 to 1101 code for a protein of 350 amino acids. The transcript has 10 exons.